AUUGAUAACAAACUUAUUGUCUCACGUGUUUUUGCGACUAUCUCAACGAAGUUUUUAUAAUCAAAAUAUACUACUGUUCGUUCACAAGCACAGUUUCAGUAUAAGAUUCAUUUGUGAGCCUCACAUUUAAAGGGAAAAAGAUUUAAUGAGAUGCUUGGAAAAUAUAUAAGUCAAGUGGAUUUUCUCCUACUAUAAUCAACAGAUUUUUUCCCCGAUUUCACACUGUUGUAUAGUGGUUUAAAGACGAAGUGAAUUCAAACACGUAUUGUUGUAUCAUCUGGAAAAAAUCAGACGGCGAACAAAAUUGAAGCACACUCAUCAAUUAUAUGAUUUAAUCACCAUAAGCGAAAGAUUGAAAUGGCGAAGUGAAAUGAAUUCCGAGGAAUGUCCGCAAUUGGUCAACCUGUGAGUCCUGCGAAUCCCGUGUGAGUGCUGUGCGUGCCCAGACGAUGGCGGUGGGCAGUCCAAUUAUGGAGACCGUCGCUAUUUUGGCCCUGCUGCUUGGCCUGUUCAUUCGAAGUGGCUACUGCAUAGACUGUUUCAAGUGCGUGUCCUACAAUGGCGCCAACAAGGCCUGCGACGAUCCCUUUCACAACAACUACUCAACGGCCAUUUUGGAGUCGCCCUGCAUGGGCGGCCGGAAGGGGCGUGACGGCCUGUUUCCGGCCACCGCUUGCAUCAAGAUCGCCGGCUAUUACGAUGGAACUGGCGAGACGAUAACGGUGAGGGGUUGCGCCCUGGACAGCGGCACCCUGACCACCGACACAGAGAUUAUAAGAAUGUCGCACUGCGGAAAGUUCUACUACGAUGACAAGUACGUGCACGGGUGCUUGCAGAGCUGCAGCGAUGCGGAUGCCUGCAACUCGGCCAGGAGGCAGGGCGCGAGUCCCGCAGACCUGGAGUCGCUGAUGAGGCACCUGCUCAGCCUGGUGGUGUUCCUGCUGGCUGCCAGCAGGUAGCAUAGUCGGUAUCUGUAGGUCCAGUAUCCGGAGCAGGAGAGGCAGGCGGAAAUAUGGCUGCAAGGGAAGUAAGGCAGCCGGGAAGGCAUUCAAGUCGUCUUGGAUGCGCGUGGAAAUCCUUUUCUUUUCCUUCGAAUCUCUCUGUGUCUAGGAUCGCAAUCGCACCCAAAUGUAAACGCACUCGAGCUGCUGCAGCAAGGACACGCUCGGAAACACACUCUCUCUUACACACAAUAACAUUAUGGAAUUCAUCAAGCAAUUAUGUGAUUUUUAAGCGAAUACUUAACAACUAUCAAACAAUAAUUGAUGAGCGCAAACGUAAACUAUUUAGAUGCUAAGCAUUCGAGUGGCGAAAAUCAAAGAAACACACUGCAAACCAAAUUCAAAUUCUAAUUGCAAUUAUUUUUAGCUUCUAAGGAAGGAAUCUAGACUUUAAACGCUGUCGCUUAGUUAAAGGCAGGAAUGGUUUACGAUUUAUAUACGAUGUGUUUUACCUUGGCAUAAGUGAGCAUUUUUCACCUCUCUAGAUGAGUAUUGUACAUAUACAAAAACAAUUUACCUAUUUGUUAAACGAGUGCUGAAUUUUGGGCAGAUUAUAAAUAGUUGUGUAAAUGGAUUAGUGAGUAAAAUUAGCAACGAAAACUGCGAGCUACAAAGUGGGAGGGAGUUCUUUUUUUUGAAGAUUGAUGUAAUAACGUCAUCUUUAUUUAAACUUUUGUGAUUUGCAUUAUCAGACCGCAAAUAGAUUACUCGCAUUACUCGGAACUGGCUGAACUAUUUACUAGUUGUUUAUAUUAAAAAUUACUUCUAUUAAGUCCU
Molecule: messenger RNA, 1778 nt
Organism: Drosophila mauritiana
Lineage: Eukaryota; Metazoa; Arthropoda; Insecta; Diptera; Drosophilidae
Exons: 5
Coding region: 450-959 (169 amino acids)
Source: RefSeq, a predicted model, not a curated record